AGACACGGUGCGAACGUUACUACUCGUAGUUUUUCUCCAUCUCUCUUCACCCCUUUACCCUAGGGUUAAAGCCAAAUCUCAAUUCCGCUUCGACGAUGAUGCAACCAGGCAGCAUGGUCCCUUCACCGAUGCCUCCCAUGUCUGCAGAUCCAUCCCAGCAGCAGCAGUACCAACAACCACCUCAGCCGUGGAUGCUGCAUCCGCCGCAGCCGCCUAUGCAGCCGCAGCAUCCGGCCGCCUGGGCGCAACAGCCGCCGCCGAUGUCACAUCCCAUGCUCGCUCCUUAUCAAACCCAGCCACCGCAACAGUAUUCCGGUGCAUAUACAGGCACAUCACCAGCCGCGUCGUCCAGCCCCAAUGAAGUUAAGUCUCUAUGGAUCGGUGACUUGCAGUAUUGGAUGGACGAGAGCUAUCUUAGUGGAUGCUUUUCUCAUACUGCAGAGAUUGCAUCCGUGAAGGUCAUUCGCAACAAAUUCACUGCUCAACCUGAGGGUUAUGGAUUUAUUGAGUUCAGGAGCCGUGCCGCAGCUGAGGCUAUCUUGCAAGCUUAUAAUGGAACAUUGAUGCCAAGUACAUCAGACAAGUAUUUCAGGAUGAAUUGGGCAACGCUUGGAGCUGGUGAAAGACGGGAUAACGCACCUGAACAUACAAUUUUUGUGGGUGAUUUGUCUGCGGAUGUGAAUGAUUACUUGCUACAAGAAACAUUUAAAGCUGUCUACUCAUCGGUGAAAGGUGCUAAGGUUGUUACUGAUAAGAACACGGGAUGCUCAAAGGGUUAUGGAUUUGUCAAAUUUGCGGAUGAGAGCGAACAACUUCGAGCCCUCACUGAGAUGAAUGGAGUGCUGUGCUCAACAAGGCCCAUGCGUGUUGGCCCUGCUAAUAAACAGCCGGUUGGUGCGCCGCAGAAAGCUACAUAUCUAAACCCACCUGCAAGUCAAGGCGAGAGUGACCCUAAUAACACAACAAUAUUUGUUGGUGGUUUGGACCCCAAUGUUACUGAGGAGCUUUUGGGGCAAUUUUUUUCUCAGCAUGGUGAAGUAGUUCAUAUAAAAAUAGUUUCUGGAAAGCGUUGUGGCUUUGUUCAAUUUUCUACUAGGGCUUCUGCAGAACAGGCUCUGUCAAGUUUGCAGGGCACACAGAUAGGGGACCAUAGCAUUCGGCUUUCAUGGGGACGCAGUCCCUCUAACAAGCAGUCAUCAGAUCAGACAAAAUGGGGCGGUUCGUAUUAUGGAUAUGGACAAGGAUAUGAGGCUUACGGAUAUGCCCCUCCCCCUCAAACUCAGGACCCUAAUAUGUUCUAUGGUAGUUAUCCGGGAUAUACAGCCAACUAUCAACAGCUACGUCAGGUAUUAUAUAUAAUGUAAACAACAACGGUACAUUCUUCCAAGAACCUGCUAAUAGCCUUAGCCUCCUAAUCUUAAUACAACAAUGGGCCUGUUUGGUAAGGGUUAGUUGGCUUAAUCUAUUGAGUUUUUCAAGGAAAAAAGUUCAGUAACAUUAAAUUCAGCCAAAUAAUCUUGGGUAUGGAUACCAAAUGGGUCCUAAAGUAUGCAUUAAAUGAUUUCUGUUAUUUCCCUUUUGCAGUGAGAUGUUCCCAGUUAAUUAAUCGAUCAUACCCUUGUGAUGAGCUUUCCUGUUAGGUCUACUACUGGGUGUUGUUCUGCCCUCUUAUAUUCUCUCCCUUCCCUUUUUUUUCUUUUAAUAAUAAGAUUCUUGUCUUAUGCGUUGUACUUGAUUUUGCUACAGAGUGUGUUCUAUUAAAGUUUAUGUCAUUAA
Cuscuta campestris is the source of this 1776-nucleotide messenger RNA. The record is from the annotation of a GenBank genome assembly. Lineage: Eukaryota; Viridiplantae; Streptophyta; Magnoliopsida; Solanales; Convolvulaceae.